Messenger RNA from Eufriesea mexicana, 2168 nucleotides. Its product is annotated as UNC93-like protein. The transcript is spliced from 7 exons. Gene Ontology annotation, cellular component: plasma membrane; striated muscle dense body. NCBI's taxonomy places the organism in Eukaryota, Metazoa, Arthropoda, Insecta, Hymenoptera, Apidae. The record is from RefSeq and is a predicted model, not a curated record. Bases 96 to 1805 code for a protein of 569 amino acids. Gene Ontology annotation, molecular function: potassium channel regulator activity. Gene Ontology annotation, biological process: regulation of muscle contraction; regulation of potassium ion transport.
GGCAAUGAUUCUCACCGGAAUCGAAAAGGAGUUCGAGCGACUUUAAAGAAAUAAAUCUAUCGGAAUAGAGUGAAAAAGGACGAGAAGCUACAAUCAUGGGCUCCCUACCGAAUCUACACGAGUUGUCCAAGGACAAACUCGAGAGUCCUGCUUUCAGACCAGCUCCAAUAGGUGGUUUAGGGCCCAAACGACUGCCAGCUCAGCCUCCGCCGUUAGCACACACUCAUAGACGCGUUAGAAGCAGUGGCCAUCAUCAUACUACCUUGUGGGAUAAUGAUGCUAUGUUGGAGCACAUGGCAGCAUAUUCUCCCAUCUCCUGUCGCUCAACAAGAACGUCCGCACUAUCAUGGCGUCGACGAGACUCGAUGAACUCAUCGGCAGGAGCAUCGUCUGUACGUCGACUGAUCGCUGCCGUGAGAGCAGCUCCUUCUGGUCCUAGACCACCGAAGAAGGCGAUCCUGAGACACUGUGCCGCUCUUCUCUUCGGACACGCGAUCUGUUCAGCCGCCACGCUGCCGAUGUUCCCGUUACAGGCUGGCCUCGGUACCUUCAAUCCUCAGCUAGGACCGAAGUUGCUCGCUCUUCUCUACGGAAUCGCGACAAUUACUAGUUGUUUCGCCCCGAUUCUCGUACAGAGAUUUGGAACGAAUCUCGCGAUAAGUACUAGUCACAUGGCCACCACCGUCUUCGUCGGAUUACAUCUAUAUCCAAAGUGGUACAUACUGUUACCUAGUUACGCGAUGCUGGGUGCUUGUGUGAGUCCAAGUUUCAUAGCAAGAGUAUCACACGUGAAUACUUCAGCAACGAGUUUAGCUCUGGUGUGUGUCGAUCCUGAGGAUCCUGAUGAAACAAGACGCGAAUGCUAUCUGAGAAGACUUAAUCGAGGAAUCAAAUUAGCAGAAGACAUAGGUCUUGCAUUCGGUUGUUUAAUCGCUGCCAUACUCGUAAAAUUAACAGAUUCGAUAUCUCUUAAUACAAUAAGCAGUGAAGUAAAUGAUAUUUGUGGUGCACAGUAUUGUCCGAGGGAAAUUUAUCUUUACAAUGGAACAAUUAAUUUACCUGCGUUAUCAACCGGUACAUCAAAAAUGUUGGUUAGCAUAUGGCUACUUCUAGCUGUCCUAGGCUUAAGUAUAUCGUGCGCUUUUCUCGACUCCAGAAUGAAAGAACCGCAGAGUGUAAAUGAAAAACACAGCAUGCAAAAUAUCCUCGCAUCUGUGAAAGCUGCGUUUCUAGAUCCUAAAUUACUACUGGCAGCGCCAUUAACACUUUUUAUCGGACUUGAACAGGGUUUCAUUUAUGCCGAUUUUAUAGAAGCAUAUGUAGUCUGUGCCCUGGGAGGAGCUAGCACAGUAACCAUCAGUUUUUUAGCUUUAGCCUCUUUGCAAGCCAUUGCAAGUGUUACUCUAUCAAUGUUGCUAAGGCACAUUAAAAGAUAUUUCGUCGUAGUUGUAGGAUUUGUAUUUCAUGCAUGUUUACUGUUGGUCUUAAUCACUUGGAGACCAUCCGGUGAUGAUCCAGCACUUUUUCAUGUUAUCUCUGCUGCCUGGGGAGUUUGUAAUUCCAUUUGGGAAACUCUAAUAUAUACAUUAGUACUAGGUUUCUAUCCAAAUUCUUGGUACGGACCUUUAUCAACAUCUCUCUUCUGGAGAUAUCUUGGUCUCUCUCUUACUCUUGGUUUACACGGACUGGUCUGCACACGAUUUCGCAUACAUGGCCUUGCCUGUGUGCUAUUUCUUUCAAUGAUUUCGUACAUAUUGUUAGAAGUUAGACUGACCAAAAGGGGAAAAAGCUUGGCACCGUUGUGACUGGGAGAUGGGUCUACGAAUGACCAUGGAUCAAGUAUCAAGACAGAAGCUCGUUAUAAAGAUUGAGAUAAGUUCGUUCCAUUCGGCUUAAGAAGGACAAGAAGACAUAACAGAGGUAGACACACUUUUAUUCAACACGCUGCAACUGUGGCAAAAUUACGCACACGACGAAGAGCAAACAGUGUUGCUUUUACCCGUAAUAUCGAGAAAAAUGCAGUUGCAAAAACUAUCGAACCCCAACCUUCUUCGUCAACUGCAGAUGAUCAUCGUGCAAGUAUUAGUAACAAGGAAAGUGGUGUUCUUCCUGUAUCGUAAUGCUGAACUUUUAUUAAGUUUUCAAUGGUUUUCAUAUCUAUCUUAGUC